AUGGAGGAUUUGAAAAAUGAUCUUGUUGUAAAGAUAGAUGAGGGAGUGUUGAAAUUUCCUCAAAGUCAAAUUUUGAAAAUUUGGAAAUUAUUAUUUCCUGUUGAAGAUUUAAGCACAGAAAGUUUUGAUUUCCAUUAUGUUUCACAAAAAUAUAAAGAACCGAUAUUAACACCUGGUUUUGUUCAAGUUAAUGAUGAAGAUUAUGGGAAUGAUUUUCUUAAUGAUGAUGAAAAUGUUGAAGAUUAUGAUCAAGGGAAAUGUUCUGGUGGUCAGGGAGAUGGAAGUGGUCCACAUGAGGGCAAUAUUGGUAAAAAUCAUGUUGAAGGUAAAGGUGAUUAUGAUGAAGAUGAUGAACAAGGAAGUGGAAGUGGAUGUAAUAAAGAAGAGGACAUGAAUUUAAAUUUUGUUUUCGGAAAUGUUACUAAGAGUGUGGGUCGAAUUGAUAGCCAGGAAGGUGUAUCUUUUAGUCAAUUUAUUUGCGAUCCAGUUGUUGAAAGUUUUCUUAAAACUUUGGAUCAAGGUACUGAUGGUUGUUUAAAUCAGAAACUAGUUGAAGAUGAUGUGAAUUUGAAUUUGACUGGUAGUGAUGAUGGGACAGUAAAUUUAGGUGAGGAUGAUCAUAAGAAUAAAGUAAUUUCAGAUCGUACUGUUUAUAAAAUUAUUGUAGCAAAGAAGGACGGAGAAGGUGAAGAUGUUGAAGAUUGUUCAAAUAAAAAUAAAGAUGGAGAAAAUGUUGAAGAUUGUUCAAAUAAAAACAAGGAUUCAAAUGAGACUCGAUCAUUGAAAAAUGAUCUUGUUCCAAGUUUUAGUCUUGGAUUUAGUCAAGACUCUGAAGGUUCCAAGAAGUCAUCUCAAAGUCAAAUUUCUUUUGAACGGAUGACAAAGAAAAAGAUUAAGGAUAGAGUUAUUUUGGGAAACCCAAGUGCUGGUCCAAAGUGUGUUAUUCCAAAUGUUGAUGUUAUUGAUGCUAGUCCAGUUUCUUGUGCACCCCCUUUGGAAAAUGUUGUUUGUGAAUGGCUUUUCAGUCUUCAAGGAAAUCCAGGUGUUCUUGACUCAUGGUCUCUUAUACUAAAUCAUGAAGAGAAAUUCAGAGAUGUUGUUAAUUCUCCACUCAGAUUGUUCAUGAAUUAUGACACUUCUUUGUUAUUUGAAUAUACUCAUUUGAAUGAAAGUGCAAAAUAUAAAGUUUUCAAGGAGAGCUUUUCUCGCAAUGUUUGUGGUGAUAGAGACUUGAAGGUUUUGAAGAAUGUUGAUAUGGUAUUUUUCCCGGUUUGGAGGCAUGAGCACAUAUAUCUUAUUGUUAUGAAUCUGAAGAAACGUGCUUUUGAGGUUAUUGAUAAUGGUGCAUAUGAUGUUGAUUUCGAUGAUAAGUAUGAUGCAGUUUUUAAACCUCUUGUAAAAUAUGCAGUAGAGGAAUGUUGUUCAUUUAAAGAAGUUUUCUUUUUAACGAACAACAUUUCUCUACAUCAGAUAUGUAGUAAAGAUUUGUUAUGUUCAGUGGAGAUAAUCUUUCUAAGUAAUGGUGGAAGAGUUCUUGGAGUCAACUACAAUCUUUAUGAAAAUCUAGCUAGGAAUAUGAAGAACAAGAAUCUUGGAAAAUGGGAAACGUGA
Lactuca saligna is the source of this 1611-nucleotide messenger RNA. Lineage: Eukaryota; Viridiplantae; Streptophyta; Magnoliopsida; Asterales; Asteraceae. The record is from the annotation of a GenBank genome assembly.